UACAUAUUUAUUCCUUCCAUUUUCUCUCCUCAAAUCAAAAUCCUUCUUGAAAUCUCAUUUCUAGAAACUACAUUUCCAAACUUGGAAAUGCGAAUCGCUCACACACUAACUAAAAAAAACAGCAGAUUACUAAAAAUAGCACCUUAAAAAUUUAUAAAAAUCAUGGCCGCAGCAAAACACACACCGUCAGAGACUUGCUCAUUAUAUCCAUUCCCGCCUUCCACGUCAGCACUCUCGGCGGCGGCGGAGGAGCCGAAGAUCAAGCGGAUUCGUGAGGCGGCCACCACCACCACCACCUCCGGCGGCAAGCAUCCUAUCUACAGAGGCGUGCGGAUGCGGAAUUGGGGGAAAUGGGUGUCGGAAAUCAGGGAGCCGCGGAAGAAAUCCAGGAUCUGGCUCGGCACCUUCCCCACGCCGGAGAUGGCGGCGCGUGCGCACGACGUAGCCGCGCUGAGCAUCAAGGGCGCCUCCGCCACCCUCAAUUUCCCCGAGCUUGCGGCGGCGCUGCCCCGCCCGGCCUCCCUCAGCCCCCGCGACGUCCAGGCCGCCGCCGCGAAGGCCGCCGCGAUGGAAAAAUUCGAAAUCGUGUCGUCUCCGUCGUCGUCCCUGUCGUCGAUUGAUUUGUCCGCGGCGUCGGAGGAGCUGAGCGAGAUCGUGGAGCUGCCGAGCUUGGGAUCGUGCUUCGACACGGUGGAGAUGAGGAGCGACUUCGUUUACGCAGACGACAACGCCGCGAUCGAAGGGUGGCUGGAUCCGCCGCCGCCGUGGAGCGGCGCCGUCGCUGACGACGGUGGGGUUUCCGGACUCUUCUCGUUGUGGAAUUACUGAGAAAUGAUUUUAGCUCUGUUUUUUUGCUUCAGAAUUUUUUAGAUUUGAUACUAAUAUUGAGUUCGAGUAUGCAUAUUCGAAGUCCCUUGUGUAGUUGUUUUUGUGUGCUCCAUCAUGGAAUUUAGGGCAGCCCUUUUUUUUAUUUUUUGAUUUAAGGGCUAAAUAUUUUCCCUUUUAUCAGCUCUUGUUGUACAGUGUUGGAGCUUAGUCCUCAUCAAAAUUCAUCUCAUAUGUUUUCUCUCUA
Salvia splendens (bonfire salvia) is the source of this 1072-nucleotide messenger RNA. Its product is annotated as ethylene-responsive transcription factor TINY. The transcript has a single exon. The coding region runs from base 163 to 828 and encodes 221 amino acids. The record is from RefSeq and is a predicted model, not a curated record. Lineage: Eukaryota; Viridiplantae; Streptophyta; Magnoliopsida; Lamiales; Lamiaceae. Gene Ontology annotation, molecular function: DNA-binding transcription factor activity; DNA binding. Gene Ontology annotation, biological process: regulation of DNA-templated transcription.